AUGUCUUUCACAGGGGCCACACGCCUUCCUGUGGGCAAUAAAGACUUCACAAAUGCAACAGUCGUCAUUAUAGGCGCCGGCAUAUCGGGAAUGUGCAUGGCAAUUGACCUGAUCAAACGCAACAAAUGCUUCAACUUUGUGAUUCUCGAAAAGAGCAGCAGUGUCGGAGGAACUUGGAAUGAUCAAAAAUAUCCAGGCUGCUGUUGCGACGUGUGGAGCACAUUGUACAGCUAUUCUUUCGAACAAAACUCGAAGUGGACCAGAGAGUACCCCGGGCAGGAGGAGAUUCAUGCAUAUCUCGUUCGCACUGCAGAGAAAUAUGGUCUCUACAAGCAUAUCCGAUUCAACUCUACAGUCGAAGAAGCUCGUUGGGACGACGAUGAGUUUAAAUGGAAGGUGUCAGUCAACGUUUCAGGUCAAAAAGAUAGCGAAUUCGCAAAGUCUUAUGUGAUCAACUCGGACUUCUUGAUCUCUGCGGUCGGCCAACUGAAUCUUCCACGCGAGCCCGGCAUUCCAGGCUUGAAAGAGUUCCAAGGGAAGAUGAUGCAUUCUGCUCGUUGGGACUGGAGCUACGAUCUCAAUGGUAAACGGAUUGCUAUCAUUGGGAAUGGUGCAACGGCCACCCAAAUCAUCCCCGAAAUUGCCCAGGAAGCAUCUCACCUAACAGUCUUCCAACGGACGCCAAACUGGAUCAUCCCCCGAGGCGACGCCCCCGUUUCCGCACUACAAAAGGCCUUGUUGACAUACUUCCCGCCCCUUCGGUGGCGUAAAAGAGCAUUGCAAAUGGACUUUAGAGAAAGCUUCCACUCCGCCAUUUUCGACGGCAGCUCCGAUUUCGCACAGUUGAUUCGCGACUGGUGCAUGGGUAUGAUGAAAGCCCAGUUACCUAAUCAGCCCGAGUUGUGGGAGACGUUGACUCCGACGUAUUCGCCGGGAUGUAAGCGGGUUAUUAUCACUGACGAUUACUAUCCCACUUUGGCUCGGGAGAAUGUUGAUCUGGAAACGAGGCAUAUUACGAGAAUCACUGAGAAGGGAAUUGAAGUUGAGGGUGCCGGCGAGCAAGAAUAUGAUCUUAUUGUUCUCGCGACAGGCUUCAAGUCUGUCGACUUUAUGUAUCCCAUUCAGGUAUUUGGUGCCGGUGGGAGGUCUUUGGGUGAUAUCUGGAACGAUUCACCCAAGGCUUACUAUGGUAUGACGGUUGAGGAUCUCCCCAACUUUGGGAUGUUUUAUGGACCAAACACUAAUCUUGGACACAAUUCGAUUAUCCUCAUGAUCGAAGCUCAAUCACGGUAUCUCAACGCACUGGCUGGCCAAGUUAUUCGAGCUAGACAACAGGGCAAACCACUGAGUCUAAGACCGAAGCUGAGCGUGCUGAACGAGUAUAAUGACCGUAUACAAAAGCUGCUGAAAGAGAGCAGCUUUGCGGAUCCCAACUGCAAUAGCUGGUACAAGAGGGAUGAUGGACAAAUCACGAAUAACUGGUCUGGAACAGUGAUCGAUUACCAGCAGAAUUUGUCAAAGGUGCAGUGGGAAGACUAUAUUGCGGAAGGCUCUGGAAAGGGUCUGGUUCUGAACAAGAGACCGACUGGCUUGGGACGCGUUCGGGAAGAGACACUUUUCAGUGAUACCUCGCUGCUUGUCGGGGCUGCGGGCUUGAUGGCAGCGGUUGGGGGGUAUUAUCUGGCUUGGCCGAGGCUCAUGAAGGCGCGAUGA
Molecule: messenger RNA, 1713 nt
Organism: Penicillium argentinense
Lineage: Eukaryota; Fungi; Ascomycota; Eurotiomycetes; Eurotiales; Aspergillaceae
Product: flavin-containing monooxygenase
Exons: 6
Coding region: 1-1713 (570 amino acids)
Molecular function (GO): NADP binding; flavin adenine dinucleotide binding; N,N-dimethylaniline monooxygenase activity
Source: RefSeq, a predicted model, not a curated record